AUGGCUGGUGAAGCGAUACUCAUCUCUGGUCGUGCUCAGUCGGUGCUGGCUGUGUGCAGAGGAGCUCACGCGGCUGCCUCUGCUGCUGCCUCUGCUGCCUCCUCUGCUGCUGCCUCUGCAUCCCAAACCCUUGAGAAGAGUCAUCUGAGCAGGGCACUGGAAGCUCAAGACGCCCCUCACGCUGCUGCCUCUGCCGCUGCCUCCCCACCCACGUCCCUUGAGGGGCGUCCGCCAAGCAGGGCCCUGGAAGGGAGGUCAAGGAGGGACGGUGUGGGAGAGCAGAUGAGGAGGGGGGGAGGGGGAGGGGGUAUUAAAAAGAAUGGCAAGGGAGAGAAGUGCAGUGCCGAACAAGGGGUGACGAAUCCAGACGAGCAGAUGGCAGGUGAGAAGGAAGCACAGCUGCUGAAACACACCCAAGAGCAGAAGGGGGAACCUUCACCUCACCUUCCCUUACCAAGGGAAUAA
Molecule: messenger RNA, 465 nt
Organism: Closterium sp. Naga37s-1
Lineage: Eukaryota; Viridiplantae; Streptophyta; Zygnematophyceae; Desmidiales; Closteriaceae
Source: the annotation of a GenBank genome assembly